Tilletiopsis washingtonensis is the source of this 867-nucleotide messenger RNA. RefSeq lists its product as hypothetical. The transcript is spliced from 3 exons. The annotation marks the transcript as partial. Gene Ontology annotation, molecular function: C-4 methylsterol oxidase activity; iron ion binding. The record is from RefSeq and is a predicted model, not a curated record. NCBI's taxonomy places the organism in Eukaryota, Fungi, Basidiomycota, Exobasidiomycetes, Entylomatales. Gene Ontology annotation, biological process: ergosterol biosynthetic process.
GCCAAGGUGCCGGUGCUGCGGGUGCGCGACCAGUGGAUGUGGGUGCUGCCCCGAGCGGUGCUGCCGCUCAUCGUGCACGGCAGAGCGCAGACGCUGCUCGCCCUGGAGCUGGGCCCGGUCGCCGCCUUCGUCUUCUACGCGCUGGCGUUCAUCCUGUUCAGCUCGAGCGCCGUGCAGGCCAUGACGCGCAUGGGCGCCGCGUACGGCUACUUCGACGACACGGCGGCCCGCAACAACGUGCCCGACGCCCAGUCGUGGCGCGUGCUCGGCGGCGUCGCGGCGACGCUGCUCGUGCGCCCGCUGCUCGGCGUUGCCGUCGUGUACCGACAAGGGGCACCCGCGGCAGAGCUCUCGCUGCUCCUGCCGCUGCAGCUCUUCGUGUACAGCUGCGUGCUCGACGCGUGGUACUACGCGUACCACCGCGCGAUGCACGAGGUGCCGUGGCUGUGGCGCUUCCACCGCCUGCACCACGUCGCCAAGCAUCCGACGGUGCUGCUGUCGCCGUUUGCCGACGGCGAGCAGGAGCUCAUGGACAUCCUCGUCAUGCCGCUGCUCGCGUGGGCGUGCUUUCCCGUCAACUUCCCGACGUGGCAUGUGUGCCAGUGCUUCGUCGUCUUCACCGAGCUGGCGGGCCACUCGGGCGUGCGCCUGCACUGGGCGGCGCCCAUGACGGGCGCGGUGCUGCGCGCCUUCGGUCUCGAGCUCGUCGUCGAGGACCACGACAUGCACCACCGCCACGGCUGGCGCACGAGUGCCAACUACGGCAAGCAGACGCGGAUCUACGACACGCUCUUCGGGACGACUCGCCCGCGCGCCGAGGGCACCGACGAGCACGUCGACUGGGCGCGCGCGGUGCCCAUGCUGUGA